AUGACCACUAUUGCUCUAUCGCUUGACCCAGUUGUUCUGUCUGACCUCAACACUGGAACUGUCCUUGACAUCGCGAGUACAGUUUCCUUCCGCUCGUCGACAGACCGAAAACUAUUUUCAAAUAUCAACGAGCUGCUCGCUGGGAUUCAAGCAGGAGAUUUAUUUAUACUCAAGGCUCAGACUUGCUGUUUCCUGGUCUCGCUCACCCGGGAGGAAAGCAAUGCAGAAGACCAAGCGGUUUUCAUGGACACCAUUGCCGCUGACAUGACAAGCUAUCCGGCAAGCAACAUUAUUGAUGAGAUGAUAUCUGGCACUUGCUAA
This is a messenger RNA of Colletotrichum paranaense, 321 nucleotides long. RefSeq lists its product as uncharacterized. NCBI's taxonomy places the organism in Eukaryota, Fungi, Ascomycota, Sordariomycetes, Glomerellales, Glomerellaceae. The record is from RefSeq and is a predicted model, not a curated record. The transcript has a single exon. The coding region runs from base 1 to 321 and encodes 106 amino acids.